AUGACUUUUGAUGACCUCAAGAGCCAGAGUAUGAAGGGUCAACUGGAUCAGAAGCCAAAUGGAGAGAGAGACAAAGGUCUUCGUUUUCUUUCCUCUCGGAGGUGGUACCUUGCUGCUAUGGCUCUAGGGAUCCUUUGUCUGGGGUUACUGGUGACCGUUAUAUUGCUGAUAAUCCAAUUAUCCCAGGUGUCUGAUCUAAAGCAACAGCAAGCAAACCUUACUCACCAGGAAGAUAUCCUGGAGGGACAGAUUUCAGCCCAGCACCAGACAGAAAAAUCUUCCCAGGAGUCACAAAGGGAACUCAAAGAAAUGAUAGAAACCCUUGCCCACAAGCUGGAUGAAAAGUCCAAGAAACUAAUGGAACUUCACCACCAGAACCUGAAUCUCCAAGAAGCUCUGAAAAAAGCAGCAAACUAUCCAGGUCCUUGUCCCCAAGACUGGCUCUGGCAUGAAGAAAACUGUUACCAAUUUUCCUCUGGCCCAUCUAAUUGGGAAAAAAGCCGGGAGAACUGCUUGUCUUUGGAUGCCCACAUGCUGAAGAUUAAUAGCUCAGAUGAUCUGGAAUUCAUCCAGCAAGCAAUCGCCCAUUCCAGUUUCCCAUUCUGGAUGGGGCUGUCUCUGAAGAAACCCAACUACUCAUGGCUCUGGGAGGAUGGUUCUCCUUUGAUGCCCCGCUUGUUUAGACUCCAGGGAGCUGCCUUCCAGAUGUAUUCUUCAGGCACCUGUGCAUAUAUACAAAGGGGAGCUGUUUUUGCUGAAAACUGCAUUUUAACUGCAUUCAGUAUAUGUCAGAAGAAGGCGAACCUAUUGAGAGUACAGUGA
Lipotes vexillifer (Yangtze River dolphin) is the source of this 822-nucleotide messenger RNA. Its product is annotated as oxidized low-density lipoprotein receptor 1. Bases 1 to 822 code for a protein of 273 amino acids. Lineage: Eukaryota; Metazoa; Chordata; Mammalia; Artiodactyla; Lipotidae. Gene Ontology annotation, cellular component: signaling receptor complex; plasma membrane. The record is from RefSeq and is a predicted model, not a curated record. Gene Ontology annotation, molecular function: low-density lipoprotein particle receptor activity. Gene Ontology annotation, biological process: leukocyte cell-cell adhesion; lipoprotein metabolic process. The transcript is spliced from 6 exons.